Scomber scombrus (Atlantic mackerel) is the source of this 2267-nucleotide messenger RNA. It is a transcript of the gene uri1, whose product is annotated as URI1 prefoldin like chaperone. The record is from RefSeq and is a predicted model, not a curated record. Bases 335 to 1825 code for a protein of 496 amino acids. Gene Ontology annotation, biological process: negative regulation of transcription by RNA polymerase II; negative regulation of phosphatase activity. Gene Ontology annotation, molecular function: transcription corepressor activity; chromatin binding; phosphatase inhibitor activity. The transcript is spliced from 11 exons. Lineage: Eukaryota; Metazoa; Chordata; Actinopteri; Scombriformes; Scombridae.
AUGCAGUCAUUUCCAGAAACUUGACGGGGGUCUGGUGUGCAUGGCGCAGCGAGAGUGACGAGGAAUAUUUGCCUUUGGAUUAUUAAAACCGUGGAUAUUUUUGGAAAUAAUGCAGAAAUCCUGAAAUGAGAGUGUGAAAUGCUAUCACUUCCGAAAGUGUGGAUAACAACCACUGCCACACUGAUGAAUAACACUGGAACGGGUCUCAGGAAUAGCUGCUGCUGCAUUCAUAAACAUUUCUUUAGGACUCACAACAAAUCCUGAGCUCUUGUUUCGUGGUCAAAAAAAAAAGAAGAGACACAACACAUAUUGCUGCUGUGCAAGCGGGUUGACAAUGGCUGAAAAAGGUAAAAUGGAUUUAGAGCAUCUCGGUGGAGUUGUCAGGCUUCGAGAGGAGCAAGAAAAGGUGGUGAAAGACUGCGAAAGUCGGAUACAGCACUGGAAAAAGGUGUCGGGUGAUUAUGAAGCCCUGAAGGACCGUCUUGAAACUCUUCCAGAUCAACUGUCUUAUGACAUCAUGGUGCCAUUUGGCCCUUUGGCCUUCAUGCCUGGGAAGCUGGUGCACACAAACGAGGUCACGGUGUUGCUCGGUGACAACUGGUUCUCCAAGUGCUCGGCCAAGCAGGCUCAGAAGAUAGUCGAUCACAGGAUGAGCUAUGUUACGAGUGAAAUUGAUGAUUUGUCCAAGACGAUGAAAAACUUUGAAGCCAGAGUUGGGCUGGCAAAGGAUUUGGAAACCAUGUCAACCACUAAAGGGGAGUAUGUUGAAAUCAGAGAAGACACCGGAAACAGUGACACUGCUGCCACCAAAGGAAAGCAAAGAGUAGCCCACAAACCAAAUUCUAAGCCUAAAUUGGAUGCCGUGUUGGAUCUUGAAGAGGAGGAUGAGGAGAAUGAGGAGAAUGAAGAAAACAGAAAUGGAGGGAGCAUAAAAGGCAUCAUGAGCAAGGAGGAGUUGUGGGCUCGACUGGAUGAACUGGAGAAACUGGAGGAGCUCCAGGAUGAGCGGGACAGGUUACCUGAUAACGCAGACAUAAAUGGUGAGGACACAUCAUCCUCUUCCUCAGAGGAGGAGAAAGAGGGAGAUGCUGCUCCUCCAGUAAAUGGACUGAGUCUGAAGCCAAGCUGGUCCUCCGUACCCCACAGUAAAGCACCACCCAGCGGAGACAUAAAAGAAGAUGACGAAGAAGAGGAAGGCAGCUGUUUGCCCACCAUUUAUUUUUCUCACACAGUUGAACCCAAGAAGGUGAGGAUAAACACGGGAAAAAACACCACAUUGAAGUUCAGUGAAAGGAAAGAACAGAAAGAACAUUCGAAGAGGAAAAAGAAAAACGGCCACAACGGACACUCGCAUCACGAACUUCACAAAAUCACAACACCAGCAGACAUUUACAGGUUGUUUGUGGAUGUGAAAAACGGGGAGCCCAUCCCUAGGAAGUCCAUCCUAAAGUCACGUAGCCGAGAGAACAGCGUGUGCAGUGACACGAGCGAGAGCAGCGCGGCAGACUUUGAAGAACGCCGGAUGAUCGGUCGCAGCUUCAGCCAUGAUGAGGCAACGCACAGCGACACCAGUGACGGCAUCACGGAAGAGGACAGUCCAACAACAGUGCCGCUGCACCCUGCCAGCCGGUUUGAGGCCUUUUCAGGCACAGUGGUAGAAAAGGACCCAAUGCCUUCGGCUGUCCCCCAUCUGACCAUUGCACCACCAGCUCUGCCAACCAUACUGGAGAGGAAACAGGAGGAGGUGACGCCCGACGUCGCCCCGCCUCAGCAGCCUCCGAAAAGAGUAUCGAAGUUCAAAGCUGCCAGGUUGCAGCACAAGUGACUGUUAGCGAGCAAAUAUCCAUGGUUCACAAUAACUUCUUACUACUUUUUUUUUCUACAACUGGACAAACCAUUCUCUCCACUCCUUUCUUUCACUUGUCUUUGAUUGAUCACCUUUCAGUCUUUCCGGCUUGUGUUAGCUGAUUGCUAUCUGCCAUGUUUUUUUUAAGAAGUCCUGUUAACCUUUCAACUGCUUUUCUGUUGAUCCAUGCUAUUGCCAGUUUAGGUAAGACUGUAGGCUUUGCCACUUAUGAUGAGUUGCCUUUUUUUGUUUCUUUUCAUGUAAUGAUAAUUAAACAGAAUCAGGUGUCAAUUAGAUAUCAUUUUACCUUCUCCUGACCUGCCUAAUGAAUGUAUGUAUUCCUUUGUGACAAGCUUUAUGUAAAGACAAAAAAAAGACUAUUGAUGGAAACUAAAAGGAAAAUAAAUGAUUUUGGCUACAA